UAUCCUAAGGACCGGGAAUUAGGAGACCGGAUAAUACGGUGAGAGACCGGGAAAUAUCGCCGUUCAAACUGUUGCCUGCUACUGAGAACUUUAUGACAACAACGUAAACAAACCAUGAUUUGAAAAAUAAACGCUUCAUAGUCUAUAUCCAAUUAUAGAUUUUAUAUUUCUUUAUAACCCUAUUUAACCAUCAAAUUUUGAUUUGAAGCAUUCUCUUCUAAAUUCAUUAUUACAAAUAAAAUAUGAUUCAGUUAUCUCAUUCUUGGGCACCAGGAUUUCCAGUAGCACUGGCAGUGGCAGUGAUUUGGAGUACAUGUACAUUUACUUAGACAUUGUCCUUAGCUGUGUUUUACUACAUGAAAAUCUAGUUUUGAUAGUGUUAAUGUGGCAUCUAGUCAUUUUAACAGUACUUCACCUAUUCGUGACAUGAGUGAUCAUAGCAAAGAGCACACUAGUGGUAGGACUGCUCGCAGUGCUAGGAGAAUUGCUCCCAUACCUGACUCCAUUAAAGAGAUUGUGCAAGUGCGACCAAAUAGGUAUCUGCACAUCAGACAUGUUAACAAGAAGCAGAGAGAUGAGAAAUUUGAAAGGGAAAUGCAGUCAUAUUUAUUGCAUAAAGAAAGUGCUCUCCUUACUGCACCAAUGUCUUUCAACAAAAAGAACAAUACUCCUGGCAAAACAUUGAAUAAAAACAGUUCUGGAUCACGUGAUAAUCAAUCUUCUACUCCACCUAAUCUCAUUAAUCAUGAUGAAGGUAACUUAAACAGUUCGGGUAAUAGUAAUACUCUGAAUAAUAUUUCUACAACUAACUUGGACGUUCAGAACCUAGAUAAUGCUUAUACUGGUGUAAGCUCAGGGGUUGGCCUGCAUGUUCAGUCCCCUUCAAGAUUAUCCUCUAAAUCUGCCAGUACAGAAUCUAUCUCCAAUGUUCAAAUUGAGAUUAGACCAAACUCACUUGUAAAACGUCUAGAUGAGAUUACUGAAAAACCAGAUGAGGAAUCGCAUGAAGUACUACCCUAUAAAUCACAGUCACCUCGAAAAACAAAGGGACACCGGCCAGUCAGUGCAAGAAGUAUUCGGCAGAGAACAACAUCAGUUGGUGCAAAGGAAACACAACAAAUUACAAACUAUAUGCCUAAUUUGAAUGACUUUAACAUUGAUCAUAAAGAUUCACCAUUUAAAGAUGUGACUCUGUUUUUCUUUCAUGGUGUAGGAGGUUGUGCAGAUAUCUGGAAUUCACAGAUUGACUUCUUUGGUCAUCUAGGAAUUGAGAUAAUAGCUCCAGAUUUAGUUGGACAUGGUCUAAGUCCAGCUGCUGACAAUGCUAAAGCAUAUCAUUUCAAAGAGAUACUUGCUGACUUAGAAGCUGUGUUUGAUAAAUAUUGUAAAAGAGAAAAUAUCGUUAUUGGACAUUCCUACGGGUGUGCGUUUGCAGCUGCCUUGGGUCGUCGGCGAGCUCGACGGGUGAGCAAGCUUGUGCUAGUCAGUGGUGGGGCCCCAAUACCCCUUGCCCCACAGCCUGGUGUGUUUUCCCUGCCUGUAUGCAUGCUCUCCUGCAUCAGGCCUUGUCUCUUCAGCAGGUUUGAAAAACAUGCAUUCCAUGAUCCAAGCACCACUAAUGAUGGGUCACGUCAGGUGGCAUUUGAUGUCCCUGCACGUGUGUUGUCCCACACGAUGCAAGGGCAGGACUGGCUAGAUGGUGAUGCACUCUACCACCAGUGGCUUGCCAUGCCAACGCUUCUGCUGCAUGGCAAACAUGACAGCUUUGUGUCCCUCGAGGAACAAGAGGAAAUGGAAGAGACAGUGACAAUGUCCCAAUUGGAGGUUAUAGAAAAUGCUAGUCACAUGGUUAUGAUGGAAGCCCCCUUAGAGGUCAACAGUCUGCUGUAUGUGUUCAUCUUCCAAGCCUCCCAUGACCCACAUGAUCCUGAAACUGCCCGCAGUCGUCCCCACAGUAGCAAGUCAUCGAAGUCUGCUCGCCUGAAACACCACUCAAAACAACUGGCGUAGGGCCUUACUUAGCUAUGCUGCAACAUACAUCUCUCAGACUACAGGGUCAUAUAGCUAUGACCAUUUAUUUUGUAAGAAAGCUUUUCACAGUUUAUCAUCAAUGAUUCUGGAAAUGGGUUCCUCUUUUUUACGUUGAAAUAAAUGUAUAUUAAUUGUCAUUUUAUAAAAGUUAUUCAUGCAAUGCAAAUAUUUCAGUCACUUGCAAUGAUACAUAAGACAAAGUUGAUGACAUGCCAUUUCAUUUUUUCCUCAUUGUUUAGUUUUAAACAUAAAAUAAGUAGGAAUCCUAUUGGUUUUGUAACCUGUAGAUUUGUAAAAGAAAAUAUCUAUUUUUGUUGUUGUUAGGUAUCACUACCAUGUUUCUGAUUUUGAAAAAUGGUUACAUGUGUGUAUUAAAGCACAAAUCUUGAAUUGAGUGACAUAAAUUUUGUUAACUUUAUCAUGCCUUUUUUUUCAAAAUUGUAUCAAUCAAUCUUAAUUUAAUAUGACAUUGCUAUUAUCACUCAUCUUUAGCUUGACUAUUCGAAGAAAAAAGAGAGCUUUUCUACUCACCCUAUCCUGGGCAUCGGCAUCACAUUUUUGUUAAGGUUUUGCAUGUUAGCACCUUCCAGUCAAUACCUCAACAAAAACAUCUUGUAUUGCAUUGAAACUUUAGAUAUUUGCUCCUAACUAUGCAACCUAUUUAGAUAAUAAAGUGAUGGUAGAUAAGAUUAAUUUGAAUAAUGUAAAUUAUGUAAGCACACAUAGGUUAAUAUCUCAGCAACUACAUGAUGUAUUGCAUUGAGACUUUAUACAAUGGUACUCAGCCAUUUAUCAAUCUAAGUAGCCAAGUUGAAAACUCUAUUUUGCAUAAAAUACAAAUAAUGGCCUAUUAUUAUUCGACUUCCGGUUAAGGUUUUGCAUGUAACCAUAUUUUAGUCAUAAUCUCAGCAAAUACAUUUCAUUUUGCAUUGAAACAUUACACAUGUGUUCCCAACUAUCCAACCUACUUGAUAAAUGAAGUAAGAUAACUCCAUCUUGUAUGGAAUGCAAAUAAUUGCCCUUUAUUAUUGGACUUGCAUACAAAAUAGUUUGCUCCUUUCUUAUUCAAGAUACAAAUUCAGGUAAAGGUUUUGCAUGUAAGCACAUAUAAGUCAAUAAGUCUUCAACUAUUUUAUGUAUUGCACUGAAAUUCUAUAUGAUCAGGUAUGAUAACUCUUUCUUGCAUAUAAUGAAAGAUUGGACCUUUAAUUUUUUACUUGUUAAGGUUUUGUGUGUUUUACAAUUUAACAGUGAUCCAUGCAUAUUUCACCAAAACUUUGGUAUCCUUAAACAUAAAAGCGGUGGAGCGUGCUUUCUCUGUGACAGCUCUUGUUGAUACUUUGAGUCGUUUGAUGAAAAGUUGUAUGCAAUUUAUUUACAUUCACUGAACCUGUGAUAAUGCUUUUUUUAUUUAUUUUUUAGAUUGUUGUUUUAUAGACGGGGUUAGAAUUAUCAUUGUUAGCCUUACCGCCACUUUGAAGAAAUGAAAGAACAUGUAUUUAUUUUAGGUGUGUUUUCUUUGUCAAUAUUUGUAAAAGAAGCUUGUUUAAAAAUAUUGUAUGAUAUUUACACCUCAACUUACAUAUACUGUAGAUCUGAUUUGUAGAUUUGCAAAUGUUGACCAGAAAUAGUAUCACUGCUAUUAACUACACUGCUUUAGUAAUAGACUGGUGGAGCUGUUGUUGUUAUAAGACACUCAUGUCUGUUUUACUUAUAUUGUGUUAGGCAUAUCAAAAACAAAGGUUUGAUUCCAUUUUUCUGCCUCUUAUUGUUUUGCUCGAAUAAAAAAAGUUCACAGUUUUUCUUCGCUUUAGGGACACAUUUUUAGUAGUUUCUUGCAUGGAAAAGGCAUGUUAAUAUAGCCAGUCGAAAUCACAUCAGAUUUAAGUUUGAACUUGAUAUCAGAAUCAA
Mya arenaria is the source of this 3942-nucleotide messenger RNA. RefSeq lists its product as uncharacterized. The record is from RefSeq and is a predicted model, not a curated record. The transcript is spliced from 4 exons. Gene Ontology annotation, molecular function: catalytic activity. NCBI's taxonomy places the organism in Eukaryota, Metazoa, Mollusca, Bivalvia, Myida, Myidae. Bases 427 to 2010 code for a protein of 527 amino acids.